AUGCCUAGGCAACCGUACAUACUAACCGGGGAGCUCUUCUUGGAAUAUUCGUAUAAUCAGCUGGUUGUCCCCAAAAUGCUCAUCAAUACGGUAUUGCGGCUGCUCGCCUCCCGUUCAAGUGUAGACAAAGCCAUGAAGACUGCUAGAUCACAAUAUUUCUUUCUCCAUUUGACUGCUAGAGUAACAGAUCAUGUAAGAAAAUGUCAGCUAUGCCUGCUUUACAAAGUUCCUUCAUCAGCGUCAGGCCUUGCUCUCACCUACAACAUGCCGACAUGCCCGAAAGACUAUUCCAGUGCGUCAGUGUCAAUGUCUUUUCAGGGUUUUCUGUCCACUGCCAACAAAAGAUAUUUUUCGCUAUUCUGUGAACUUGUUCCUAUCCCUGACAAGUCUGCAACUUCAAUCGCCUGUGUAUUUUUGGAGAACAUUUGCCGACACAAUACCCUGGACAAGAUCAUAUCUGAUAAUGGGACUGAUUUCAAUAGCUCACUUAUGUGGUUCCUCUGUAAUAAGUUCAACUUCAAGAAAAUAAAUGUAUUACCUUACAGGCCCCAGGCUAAUGACAUCAUAAAAAUGUUGAAUAGGAAAAUACUAAAAAUGCGUAUAUCUUUUCGGUUUAAGCUUAUAUCAAGGAGUUACCGUAUUAUCGUUGUUUUUCUUAGCUCAUAA
This is a messenger RNA of Penaeus indicus, 666 nucleotides long. RefSeq lists its product as uncharacterized. Gene Ontology annotation, biological process: DNA integration. The record is from RefSeq and is a predicted model, not a curated record. Gene Ontology annotation, molecular function: nucleic acid binding. NCBI's taxonomy places the organism in Eukaryota, Metazoa, Arthropoda, Malacostraca, Decapoda, Penaeidae. Bases 1 to 666 code for a protein of 221 amino acids. The transcript has a single exon.